AAAAAUGUUAUAUUACUUCCGGUAAGUGACGUCAAGUAACCAAUCGAAACAACCGUUAAACGGAAAUGAAAUGAAAAAAAAUUCUGUGUGGAAAUUUUUAUUGAAGAAGACCAUGUGUCUGUAACCUGUUUAUCACGGAAACGAGUUCCUAAAAUAAGCCAAAAUACUUGUUGUCCACAUAAAAAAAACAGUGCAUAUGUUGUGGUUUAGUGUUAAUGGAGACAAAUGCAGUGACUUUCGGUGACUUAAAAUACAAAUUAAUUACAAUUAAACCGAUUUCGUUUGUCAUAGCAUGCAUUACCGGGAUUCUUGUAGUAUUUUAAAUGCCGGUAUAAAAUUUACGUGUUACCUAAACUCUGGGUUAAAAGUCAAGAGAAAAACUAUAGGCCGUGUAAGCAAAAUGGUUACAAAGAGAGAAGAGACAGUCGAAGGGCAGAGCUUAUUAACCGAAACCAUUCUGGAACGUCGUACAUUUCAAAUUUGGUAGAUUUCCACUGUAACAUUCGCUACUUUUAAUUUACACGAGGACACAAAAUGGACUGAAAUUUAUCAUAAAAGAAAAAUCGUAAAAGUAAUGGCCGUAAAAGACACUGAAGAAUGAGUGAGCAGCGGGAAAUAGAAGUAUCAGUGGUUAGUACUCCUGAAACAAGCCAAUGCUCAUCGACAAUGGGAUCACCGGGGCCAUCACCACAUCAUCAUAUCACCACCUCGACAACAGGUACUACAGGCCCGGUAUCCUUCCACCCAAUCAGCCGGACACCAGCCUCACCUCCGGCAAGUCCCAACAGGAAGUCCCCGUCGGGUCCGAGAGCAGGGUCGCCUUCCUCCAGCGUCCAAGCAAAGGCUUCAUCACCCCUGUACACAUCGUUCUCAAUAUCCAGUAUACUGAGCAGGACUGAGCCGGCUAAGAAACUGACCGCUUCCCUGGGUCCCCUGCAGCAAAUCCCGGCCCAACAUCCGAGCGUUGUGGAAGCGGCUGCUGCAACCCUGCAUCCCUGUGCGGACACCGCCAUGCUGUCCAGGCUGGGGCUCAUGACCCAUUUUGGCGCUUUGGCAGCAGCAGCGUCUGGAAGAAGCCCCUUUGUUGCCGUGUACCCUCAGUCCACUGUGGCAGAUAACAAGCACUGUCCAUGGUAUGCAGCUUGGGCCACGGCAAGGGUGCCUCACCCCUCGGCCAUUGCAGCGGGUGUGACUGUUCCAGACAGGCCGAGUCCUACUGGAGGGUCCACAACAACAAACGACGAAACAAGCCCACCUGCUUCGCCACGAGGAGACUCCGCUAUCGUCACAUCCAACAUGGCGGAUAAUAGACGUAGUCCGUCUUCCCCUGAGGACAACCACUUCGAUGGCACAACAGCGGCUACCAGAGAGGAUCGCUGUUCUAGUACUCCUCGGAGCAGUCCGGGGCUCUUACCCACAUCCUCCCAUGCCCCCACAACGGGACACCUCACAACGAAUCAUCACCACCAUCACCAUCACCUCAGUAAUAUCUUGGGCGGCCACUCACAUCAUCAUCCUGCUUUCUUAACAAGUGACUCGUACCUAGGCAGCUCCGGGAUACACCUCGCAGGGAGACCCAAAUCGCCGCAGCCCUUCAGCGUGCACCAGCACACGAGAGAACACAAGGACAUGGAGAAUAUGGAGAUCGAGGAGGACGCAGAUGAGGACGACGACUACGAUAGUAAAGACGUGAAAAAGGAAAACGGCUCGGGUUCUAGCAAUAGUAACAAUAGCAGUGCAAACAACAAUAAUAACAAUAACAAGAGAAAGAAGAAAACGCGCACUGUUUUCUCAAGAAGUCAAGUUUUCCAGUUAGAAUCGACAUUCGAUAUGAAACGAUAUUUAUCGAGUUCUGAACGUGCAGGUUUAGCUGCGUCCCUACAUCUAACAGAGACUCAGGUAAAGAUCUGGUUCCAGAACCGUCGCAACAAAUGGAAAAGGCAACUGGCUGCCGAGUUGGAGGCGGCCAACAUGGCGCACGCCGCCCAGAAGCUGGUUCGAGUUCCCAUACUGUACCACGAGGCGGCAGCAGCAGCAGCUGCUGCACUGGGGGCUAGUGCUGGCAGUGGUGGCAACCACCACCACGGCGUCCCACUGCAUCACCACCAUCAUCUGGACGGAGGCAGCGCUAGUGUUGCCACGUCUUCAGCUACUACUAUGUCAUAUCCGCCGCCUCUGUAUUACCAUCACCAUUCCGUGGCUGCAGCAGCAGCUGCGCACAGUUUACCUCCUAGUCCUGUAGCGACCAGAGCGCCAUUAUCUAGUCUGGUGUAGGAAACAAGAACUACAUUUAUCAAUACAGGAUAUCCGGAUGAAAGGUGUCCAAAAUAAUUAUAUCUCA
Messenger RNA from Cryptotermes secundus, 2341 nucleotides. It is a transcript of the gene Hmx, whose product is annotated as homeobox protein HMX3. Gene Ontology annotation, molecular function: RNA polymerase II transcription regulatory region sequence-specific DNA binding; DNA-binding transcription factor activity, RNA polymerase II-specific. The transcript is spliced from 3 exons. The record is from RefSeq and is a predicted model, not a curated record. Gene Ontology annotation, cellular component: nucleus. Lineage: Eukaryota; Metazoa; Arthropoda; Insecta; Blattodea; Kalotermitidae. Gene Ontology annotation, biological process: regulation of transcription by RNA polymerase II. Bases 598 to 2274 code for a protein of 558 amino acids.